Messenger RNA from Hydatigera taeniaeformis, 1032 nucleotides. NCBI's taxonomy places the organism in Eukaryota, Metazoa, Platyhelminthes, Cestoda, Cyclophyllidea, Taeniidae. The record is from the annotation of a GenBank genome assembly.
AUGCACUUCAACGAAAACAGAUGGGAAGUUGAGCUCCAUAUUCACUUGGAUGGCAGUUUUCGACCAUCCACUGUGUAUAGAUAUGCAAAGAAGAAGGGUAUCCAUGUACCUGGAUCAAAUGCAGAGGAAUUUGGGGCCAAACUAAUAGUUCAACGACCAAACUCUCUCAACUCAUUUUUAAAAACAUUCGACUACAUCGUUCCGCCAAUUGCUGGUGACAAGGAGGCCAUCAAUCAAGUUACACUGGAUUUCGUUGAAGACUGCGUUAAAAGAGGUGGCCACUGCUAUGUUGAACCCCGAUUCGCACCUCAUCUCCUUUCUGGAGGCAAGCUGAGUGCUGAGGAAGUCACUAAGACGGUUCUUGAUGCGCUGGAACGCGGUGGUGCAAAUCACGAACUCCAGUGGCGCCUCAUUCUCUGCAUGAUGCGAGGCAACCCUGAGUGGUCUGAUGAGAUUGUUGAUAUUGCUAAGAAAUUCCAGCCCUGUGGUGUUGUCGCCGUCGAUGUUGCCGGUGAUGACGGUCCAUGCGAUGGGACGAACACAGACCCUCGAAUAAAGAAGGCUUUUAAGAAGGCCAAGGAGGAGGGUCUGCACUGCAUAGCUCAUGCGGGCGAGAAUGGACCAGCAGCCUCAGUUACUGAGGCCGUCCACGAGAUGUUCGCAGAGCGAAUCGGCCACGGCUAUCACAUAUUAGACGAUUCAGCAGUUUACAGAGACAUGCGCGAAAGAAAUAUUCACUUCGAGGUGUGUCCGCUAUCCAGCAAACUGACUGGCUCAACUCCUAGUGACUGGGCCUCGCACCCAAUCACCCGCUUUGAAGCUGACAAGGUCAACUACUCCAUUUCCACUGAUGAUCCCACAGUGACAGGUCAGUGGUUGCAGGCGGAGAAACGUAUGCUGGCCAUGAACACGGUGCUGGAAGGAGAACAAUUCCACUUGGCAAAUCUACGGGCUGCCGAGGCCUGCUUCCUAGAACCUGAAGACAAGGCCGCUUUGGUUCAACACCUCAAAGAUCAUGCUCCUUUCUUCUAA